This is a messenger RNA of Neogale vison (American mink), 1278 nucleotides long. Its product is annotated as vegetative cell wall protein gp1-like. NCBI's taxonomy places the organism in Eukaryota, Metazoa, Chordata, Mammalia, Carnivora, Mustelidae. The annotation marks the transcript as partial. The transcript has a single exon. The record is from RefSeq and is a predicted model, not a curated record.
UCACCACCAUCAUCAUCACCACCACCAUCACCACCAUUAUCACCAUCUUCACCACCACCACCACCACCACCACCACCACCAUCAUCACCAUCACCACCAUCACCACCACCAUCACCAUCAUCAUCAUCACCACCAUCACCAUCAUCAUCAUCACCACCAUCACCAUCAUCAUCAUCAUCAUCAUCACCACCAUCACCACCAUCAUCAUCACCACCAUCACCACCAUCAUCAUCACCACCAUCACCAUCACCACCAUCACCACCAUCAUCAUCACCACCAUCAUCACCAUCACCACCAUCAUCAUCAUCACCACCAUCACCACCAUCAUCAUCACCACCAUCACCACCAUCAUCAUCACCAUCAUCACCAUCACCACCAUCAUCAUCACCAUCAUCACCAUCAUCAUCACCGUCAUCACCAUCACCACCAUCACCAUCAUCAUCAUCACCACCUCCACCACCAUCACCACCAUUAUCACCAUCUUCACCAUCAUCACCAUCAUCAUCAUCACCACCAUCACCACCAUCAUCAUCACCACCACCAUCACCACCAUUAUCACCAUCUUCACCACCACCACCACCACCACCACCACCAUCAUCACCAUCACCACCAUCACCACCACCAUCACCAUCAUCAUCAUCACCACCAUCACCAUCAUCAUCAUCACCACCAUCACCAUCAUCAUCAUCACCACCAUCACCACCACCAUCACCAUCAUCACCAUCACCACCAUCACCAUCAUCAUCAUCACCACCAUCACCACCAUCAUCAUCACCACCACCAUCACCACCAUUAUCACCAUCUUCACCACCACCACCACCACCACCACCACCACCAUCAUCACCAUCACCACCAUCACCACCACCAUCACCAUCAUCAUCAUCACCACCAUCACCAUCAUCAUCAUCACCACCAUCACCAUCAUCAUCAUCACCACCAUCACCACCACCAUCACCAUCAUCACCAUCACCACCAUCACCAUCAUCAUCAUCACCACCAUCACCACCAUCAUCAUCACCACCACCAUCACCACCAUUAUCACCAUCUUCACCACCACCACCACCACCACCACCACCACCAUCAUCACCAUCACCACCAUCACCACCACCAUCACCAUCAUCAUCAUCACCACCAUCACCAUCAUCAUCAUCACCACCAUCACCAUCAUCAUCAUCAUCAUCAUCACCACCAUCAUCACCACCAUCACCACCAUCAUCAUCACCACCAUCAUCACCACCAUCACCAUCAUCACCAUCACCACCAUCAGCACCAUCAACA